Eupeodes corollae is the source of this 387-nucleotide messenger RNA. RefSeq names its product probable DNA-directed RNA polymerases I and III subunit RPAC2 (gene l(2)37Cg). Gene Ontology annotation, cellular component: RNA polymerase I complex; RNA polymerase III complex. The transcript is spliced from 3 exons. NCBI's taxonomy places the organism in Eukaryota, Metazoa, Arthropoda, Insecta, Diptera, Syrphidae. The coding region runs from base 47 to 364 and encodes 105 amino acids. The record is from RefSeq and is a predicted model, not a curated record. Gene Ontology annotation, biological process: DNA-templated transcription. Gene Ontology annotation, molecular function: DNA binding; DNA-directed RNA polymerase activity; protein dimerization activity.
ACAACAACUGUCCUAUCCUGUCACUCUGUCAGUCGAUUCGAACAACAUGGGUGUUUUAGCGGAGCUAGCUGGUGAUGAAAACAGCGGAGAAGGUGCUCGCACUUUUGUCUUCGAAGACGAAGGCCAUACGCUAGGAAAUUCACUCAAAACCAUCAUCAGUCGAUAUCCCGAUGUUGAUUUCUGUGGCUACACCAUACCCCAUCCAACAGAAAAUAAGCUCCACUUUCGUAUUCAAUCGCGGCAGAGUCGAGCAAUUGAUAUAUUGAAAAGAGGCUUAGAGGAUCUUGACAAACUAUGUGACUACACAAUCGAAACCUUCGAAAAAGAAAUUAAAGCUUUCAACGAAAAUAAAGUUAUGAUUUAAUUCAUAUUAAGAAUGUGAAAAGA